Molecule: messenger RNA, 12522 nt
Organism: Cinara cedri
Lineage: Eukaryota; Metazoa; Arthropoda; Insecta; Hemiptera; Aphididae
Source: the annotation of a GenBank genome assembly
AUGAAAGAAAAAUCUUUAGGAUUCAUAACAAAAAUCGUCAAACAUAAAAAAUAUUGGUCAUAUCAAAACAAAGAAAGUUGUAGAGAAUCUACAAAUAUUACAGUACCUAGUCAAAAGAUGCCAGUGCUAUCAAUCCUAGUGCUCUGGAUGCUUCGUUGGCGCGCAAUUCAAUCAGUGCUGGAAGUUUUGAACAGAUCUCGUAUAUAGUACCUAUCUACUUAGUGCUUACCUGAGAAAUUAAAAAUUGACUAGUAAACUAUUAUGUUUAGUACACUCUUUUGACAAUUCUUUGUUGCGCUUCUGAGACGUAUAGUAGUUUGUAUUUGAAAGGUAGGUACGGGGAAAAAACCAGAAAUCACUUUUUUAAUUCAAAAUAGCGGUAUUCAUAAUAAACAAUUUGUAUUGAUAUACUGUAUCUUUUGUGCGAUCUAACCAAUGAAAAAACAAGAUUAGUCGAAAGUAAUGAGUGCCAGAAGUUUAGGUCUACAAGAAAAAAAACAUACCUACCUAAGUCAACUGAUACUAGGAAAGAACCAAUUUUAGAUUAAUAUACGGCUAUAUAGCCGUGGUUAAUAAUAUGACAUUAUUGUAUUGUGGUUAUAUAUUUCAAAGUUUGACAUUUAAUUUAAACCGAACUUUUUACUUUGUAAAAAAAGUGACUUUUCUGUGUUUUCCCUGUACCCUUCAUUUUAAUCACAUAAUUGUCUUCAUACCUACCUAUUUGUGUGGAAAUAGAGCGAUUUAUUUUCAAUAUGUAAAGUAGUUAUCCGUUUCCCUCCUUGCACAAAAUAGCUGUUAUAAGAGCAAAUCAAUCCAUUCCGCAUUAAUUUCAUUGAAAAUUAACUUAAUAAAACUGAUAUAUAUGUAUAAUUUAUCUAUUUUUAGUCCUAUUAGAUAGGAGUACAUAUUUUUUAAAUUUAUUACACAGGAGCCUAAUGAAAAUAUAAAUAAAAAAUUGUAGAAAAUAUUUGUUUUGUCUUUGCUUUUUUAAAUAUUAUAAUGGUCUUCGAAUUACGUGUUUUACAAAUAAUUUUAUUAAUCAAGUAAUAUUUAUUUUAUGCAGAAAAACUUGAAGCGUGUAGAAAAGAAAGAAAUAAACUUGUAAAUUGUGAGACUACAACUACGCCAUUACGAAGAAAACUAAAAAAAUGUUCGAAAAAAGAAAUAACAUCGUAUCGAAACAAUAUAGCUUCGAAUAUGCGACGCACAAAGUCUAUUCAAAAUAAAUUAAACGAAGAUGAAAAGUAGUUAUUAUUUUAUUAAUAUAAGUAUUAAUUUAAUAAUUAUUAUAAACAUAGGCCGAAGCAAACUUAUUUAAAUUUACACACUGGUUAACCAAUAUGAUAAAAAUAUUAAAGGGGUUAAAAAUCUAAAUCUUAAUAUUUACUUUCUACGAAACUUUAGGUAGGUAUUGAUUUGAUUUAUGUAGCUAUUUAAAAAUUUAGGAAAUGAGGAUCGCUUAAAUAUAAAAAUAGGUUUGUUAUAAUUUACUCCCAUUAACCUUAUCACUAACUGUAAUAUUCAAGCAGUGGUUUUUCAAGUACUUUUAAUUUUUAUUUGUUUUACGUGAUGACUACGUGUGUUAAUAGGGUAAAGGGCUGCAUGUGCUGAAGAAGCCAUAGAGGUUUAGGGACAAUUGGCUAUCGGUUUGAUGAUAUUUUGUUUCGUGCAUUUAUUGUAUAAUUUGCAGUUUUGUAACUUUGAAAAAUACUCUGAGAAAACACUAUACUCACAGGAGAGACCUUGAGAAGGUUUGCCUUUCCCUCUCCCAAAGAUGGUUAGAAACCGAAAAUGGCUUGAAGAACUUGUCUUACGUUUGUGACCCUAUUACUGUUAUUACCUAUUAUUUUUUAUGAUUAUUAUUUAUAUUUAUAUUUUAUUUAUUUGAUUAUUUUGGUUUUUUACUUUUAGUUUUAUUUAUUUUUACUUAUUUUAAAUAUAUCAACUGUUUACAAGCUAAUUGGCGUAAGCGCCGUUUCAUAAAUUUUUCAGGAGAGCAAAAAAACCGUUUUUUAAACUAUUCUUAUCAGUAUAUGAGUGUUUAUUCCACGGAAAAAAUAUUUUGAUAAAUGUUAUUUAAGUAAUUUUUCAGUCUAAAAACUAUUAAUUUGGCGCUUACGCUAAUUUUUUUCUUUUUUUUAAGUAAAUUUGUGCUUACACCAAAUUAUUUGCGUGUAUCAGAGAUUGGCAAAUGGUAGCUCGUGAGCUGUAUAUAACCAAAAAACCAUUUUUAUUAACCUAUGUGACCUUUUAAAAUAUUGUUAACAAAGUGCAUAGUUUGAGUUACACUUUCAUAAAUAAUGCAAUUAUAAACACUAAAUUUUCUACUACAGUAUAAAUUCAUAUUUUUCCCAUUAGGAGUAUUUAACACUUUUUGUAAUUCAAAGCUCACACAUAGGUAAAGUUUAGAGUGAUAUGAUAGCUUUUGAUAUUAAAGGAAUAUUGCCUUGAAAUCUCCCUUAUACUCCAGGUGUUGUUGCUGAACAUGUACUUAAUUUAGUUGACUUACUUUUGUGGAUUUGGAUAUAGUUGGUGUAAAGCAAUAUUAUACUUUUCAUUGAACAUUUUUCUUAAGUAGUAUUUAGAUACAGGUGAUCAUUUUCUUUUUUACAAAAGUCUUUGUAAAUAAUGUGUAAACGAAGAAUAUUCAUAAAUUCUGCUAGCAAAUACUUUUUGACGCUUGAUGCUCGAUAAUAGUAUAAAGAAACAGCAGGUAGUUUUUCAAAAAAGUGUUUAAUUUUUAAAAUUGUAAAUUCAUCCACUUUGUUUUUAGGAGUAACUUUUCCACAAUAGUAUAUUUUUCCUGUACUAACUGGUGAACUAUUUUGGAUAGUAUAAAUUAAAAAUUUCUGUGAGAUAUCUAAAGUAGUUAAUAAAUAUUUUUGACAAACUUGUUUUUCUUCACUCAUGUGUGGACGUAUGUUAAAUAAUAUUUGUAUGUGAUAGAACGUCUACUAUUAUUUUUAGAUCAUACCUUUAAUUAAUAUUUAUUAAAUAUAAAUCUAUUAACCCAAUUUUCAUUUUUGUAGCUUACGAAAAAUAAGAAACCAUGAUAAAAUAUUUAUUAUUCAUUCUUUUGUUAUCAAACUAGACGCAUUCGACGCGUCUUUGUGUUCCUAAUGUCUUUUUGUCAAAAAGUUAAUUUUGGUAAAAGUGUCGCUUACGCCAAUUAUAGCCUGCAAACAGACGAUAUAUUACAAAAAAUAAAAUAAAAAAAGACGCCAAAUCUGUCAAUAAUAUUUAUAAAUAAAUACACAGUGUUUGAAAUAUUUGCCCUUUCAUUAUUUGUCAUAUAUUACAGUGUAGAAUUGGUUAAGCACCAGUACCAUUUUACCUUAAAAAUCCUGUAGUUACACUCAUGAACUAUUAGAAAUAAUUCACAUAAUAAGAAUUCGUAGGUACCUAUUUAAUAUAAUAAUAUUAAUAUCAUAAUUUCUUAUUUAUCAGAAAUAACUUCCACUUUGUUACGAAAAAACCAAAACGCCGUUGUAAAAAAUCGAAAAGCAUUAGUGACUUAAUGGAUUUAAAAGAACUGUGUAAAAAAGUCGAUCGGAUUGCAGUCCUCGAACGAUGUGAACCUCAAGAUAUAAGUGUUGAGCAACUAUCUGUUAAGAAACGUUCACGAUCUAGGAACAAAAAUCAUCGGUAUGUAUAAUAGCUAGUAUAGUCUAGCAUCUCCUAUAAUUUAUUUUAAAUUAUUAACAUAGGUUUUACGUUCCUAUCUCCCAGUAAAUCCAUCCCGUUUACGAUGGUAACGGUUUCAUAUAUUCCCACACUGGGUAUCUUCUGCCCUGAAGUGUCUAAUACACCAGAAAAAAUUAGCACAUAAAGCCUAUAAAAAAUCUAACUUGGCAAUCGAUUAUUAAACAUUCUCCGAGCUCCGUGUUAGAUGCAAAUGACUUUCCUUAGUUAAUUAUUAUAGAUCUUUUAUAGCUAACACUUAGCACACUCUCACUUCAAAUCCUUCUUCUUUUUGGAAGUAUGUCAGGAACUUGAAGCAAAGCUCUCAAAUCCCUUUAUUGGUCCAUUUGUCCGGUGUAGUAGCAGGCUAUUCUUCUGAUUUAACUAAUCUAUUUCCCAAGUACUUCUCAGUUUUCAAGCCACCUUAGCCAAUCUCUUUGGGUCUUCUCAUGCAUCGCAUCUUUCGUAUAAUCUCCCUUCCAAUUUUUUCUUCACUUGCGCUGAUGAGCUCGGCGAGUUUGUCUAGUUAUCUAAUUAAAAACAACCUAUCUAACGGGCCUAACAUUAUUUAUACUCGUUUGCUCUUUAAUUGUCGUAACUCCCUAGCCUAUCUUAUCUUCUCUUUAUUCAAGCGUUCCCUUUCAGAAUUUCAGAAGACAUCUUCCUUGACGUUUGGAAGAUUUGUUGUUGUAUAAUUCCUAUUCAGAAAUCUGGUGACUUCAGAUGUCUCUAACUACUGGCCAAUCUCCAUUCUUCAACAUCUCGCAAAAAUCUUCGAAUCUAUAAUUUACUCCUAUAUUAAGUAAUGCUUCUUAUUUCACGUGUACACGCUUUCACGUAUUCACGUUAGAUUAAGGUUCAAUUUAUAAGACCCGUUAGUUAAAAGUUUCCGUGAAUUUAUAAUAUUAUUUACGUAUUUACGCCUAACUUUUUUAGUACUUUAUUUUUAUUUGUAGGAGAAAGAUGAUUGUAUUCAUAUCACAAAUAUAGGUAAAUAGUGAAUAAUAUACAUUUUCAUACCAAUUCAAAUUAUUCACGUAAUUAACUAAUAAUUCAAGGCUUCACGUGAUUAUGAUUCCGAUACGUGUUCACGUGUUUUAUCAUUUAUUAAUUCACGUAUAAUAACCAUACGUGUUUUAUUGUGUUACAUUCACGUGUUCACGAUAUUCCUGUACACAUAUGUUUGUAUUCACUUAAAAAAGUAAGACCCCCUAAUAAUAAGAUAAGUCUUGAUCAUGUUGCUAUCGAGAAUCAGCAUGGCUUUCAUCCUGGUAUGUCUACCACAACUAGAGGACGUGGUUUUUUCAAUCAAAAUUUUGGAUAGUCUUGAAGCUGGGUCUCAAGUAGAUACUGUUUUCACUAACUUUAAGAAGCUUUUGACUCCGUUGACCAUUUUCUACUCAUUAAAGCCCUUGAAUUCUCGGGAUAGGCAAUUUGCCUCUUUCUUUUUCUCUCUUUUAUCCCCACCGCUAGAACGUAAUUUGUCUCCAUUAGUGUAUUUCAUCAAAACUGUCUUACAUUUCCUUUGAUGUCCUGCAGGGUGGGCAUCUCAGUCCGCUCCUUUUCAUAAACUCCCUUAAUGACAACCUAUAACUACUGCCAAAGCUCAUCUAUUUGCAGAUGCCAUUAAAUUAUUCAUCAAAGUUAAUUUCCCAUCUGACUGUCUUUGUCUUUUAGCCGACUUUGAUUCUUUCCAGGCACGUACACAAAAAUAAUUCAGAGAAUAGGUAGUUUUUCAAUUUGAGAUACAAUAUAAUUAUGGGCUGAUAUUUAAAAAUCGAACGUUGGAAAUCGUAUUUAUGGUAUAUUUUAUUAUGUGUAGGUGCACUAAAACCAAAAGAGUAAAAUUUGUACCUACAUGAUUACACAAGUAAUGAAUUAAAAAUGAUUUUAUAUUUUCAGAAGUUUAAUGGACAUAAGCGAUAUUCAUAUACCGGACCAAGACAGAAAAAUUUUGGAUAACAUGCGACGAAAGCGCGAACAAAGGCAACACGGCGAGGAUUUGGCAUAUCGUAUAAAUAUAUAUUGGGAACAAAUGCGGGAAGAAGAAAAACGUUUAACUAGUGAACAAAAGCAAAAAUGGCAAAAUUUUAUAUCGGCAAAACGCAAUGUUGAACAUGGAGUGAACCAUAUACGUUUGGAAGAAUUACGUAUGGCUUUCGAGAACAAUCAAAGGCAACUUAAAGAACAGAUAAGAGAAAAAGAUGAAAAAGUUAAAGAAAUUAAACAGGAAAUCGAAGAUCGUAAGGUACAAUAAUUUAGUACUAUUAUAUUGCAUAAAAUAAGGAGGUCUACUAUGUAUAAAUAUAAAUUAUAAUAACCAGAAAGUUCACGUUUAAAUUAGAAAAAAUAAUACAUAUACGAAAUUUGGAAAAGUUGAUAAUAACGUGUACAAUGCACAUAUUGUAGUUUGCAUUACGAUUGCCUAACAUUUAUACUUUAUAGAGAAUAUCAUUGCAUUUAUAUGUAUAAACUACUAUUAAUUCAAAUGUAUAUUCGACAUAAAUAUUUUAUUUUUUAGUUUUAAACCAUUAUUGAUAUUUGAUAUUUUUAAAAUUAAUUAUCAUAUAUUAUCUAAUUUAUAGCUAUUCUUGGCGUUUAAGUUUAAAUUUUAAAGAAAAUUAAUUUUGAUAAAUAUUAUAAAUAUGUACACACGAAAUAGGAACUUUUAACUGUCCCAUGCGUUUCAUGUUAAACAAAUAGCAGACGUAAUCUAACAUUUUUGAGAAAUGAGUUGAGAUCCUCAAUGUCCCUGUACUUUUGUUCAAGUCAAAAACUGCAUGUAGGUACAUUUACUUUAAACGCCAAAGUAUAAAUUAAACCAAUAAAGUUAUAACAAUUGUGAAGGCACUCAGGAAUAAUAAUAAUAAAAAGUUAAUUAAGAUUUAUACUUGUAUACAUUUUUAGACUUUUGAAAAUUCUCUGAAACAAGACAUAGAAUUCGAGAAGCAUAAAAUUGCGAGUGACAAUAAUUUUUAUGAACAAAUGAAUGCUCUUCAACAUAAAAAAAAAUUGCACGAUAUAAACCUUCUGAAACAGAAAAAAGCGAAAGAAUUAAGAAUAAAAUCACUUCAGUUGAAUCAAGAAGUAAUUUGUAUUAAUUAAAACUUUUUAAAUUUUUAUUAUAAAUUGUGUUAAAAAAAAAAAAAGAAAACGUAUGAGUAGGUAGGUAUAUUAUAUUACAGGGGUAGCCAAUAUGAAUAUGUUCGCAAGUCACAUAUAUAAAUGCAAUGAUAUCAAGAGCCAAAAUAUUUGUAAAUACAUUUUAUAAGUUUAUAUAAUUUGAUCUAAUCUGUACUUGAAUAACGUAAAAGUAAUAAAGAUAGCUAAUAGCGUAUAAGCAUAUUAUCAAAUUAUGUAUUAGUUCAAUUUUAUUUUGUUUUGAUUAGAUCACGAGUUUUCUAACGAUUUCCAAUACCCAAAUAUUAAAAACUGUGCGGUAAAAUUGAUAUCAAUUUUUGGAACAUCAUAUUCGUGUGAAUCGCUAUAUUCAACAAUGAAAAUAAUUAAGUCGAAAUAUCGUUCAAAUUUGACUGAUGAUUAUUUCACAGAAUUACUCAGAACUGCAACUAGAUCUUAAGAAACUAACUAAAAUAGUUGAUACGAAAAAAAUACCACGCAAACAAAUCUAGCUUAAUGUUUAUUUUUUUAUUUAUUAUUCAUAUUAAUUUAGAUAUUAAGUAUAUUUGUUUAUUAAUCUGUAUUGUAUAGCCUUAUAUCUAUAUUAUAAAAAAUAUUUUUUUUUUUUAUAAAUGUAUACGAAAAAAAAAUAAAAUUAAAAAUAAUAAUAAGUAAAUUUUGGUUUUUGUAAAUAAGACGCGAGCUGCAUACGCGAACCGCAAGUUAGCCACUCCUGUUAUAUUAAAUGCAUAUUAGUUACCUACUGAUGGAGGUGAUACUACACUUGUAUACGAUUUUAGUUUUGUUUUUGAAUUCCUGGGGGACGCUUUAGUUAUUGUCAGUAAGUGCAAUGAAGUUUGUCCAUAUUGUUUAAAUUAUUAUUUAAAUUACAAGAUGUUAACAAUUUUUUAAAGAUUUAAGUUUUUUUGAUGAAAAUAUAAAAAUCAAUUUCUGCUAUAACAUUAAAAUUUAAAGAUACUGUUCGUAUAAAAUCAACGAGUUAUUAAAGUACCUACCUAGUUUAACACUUUUGACAUUCGAGAUAUGGUAGUUUUAAUUUGCAUUUUUAAUUAAAUAUAAAAAAUUUAAAUUAGUUUUAUGUAUACGACUUCAUACCUAAUCAGAUUGUUCCUUAGUUCCUUAAUUUUUAUUGAAUAGGUAUGUGUGUAGGAUUUUUGUUUUGAACGUGUUUUUUAUUUACAAACAUUUUUUAACAUAUAAUUUUUAUGACCAAAUAGGUACGUAGGUAUGUGUAGGAGGAAACAAUUUUUAGAAGUCUUGUCUUUUAGACGUUUGGUUGGGUAUAGUGUUUGGAAACGCCUUUUGAUUUUUGGUAUAAUAAUUACAAUAUUGUAUUACAUAAUAGCCUGCAUCGAAAUUUAUCCCACUCUAACUACUGUGUUAUACAAUAAUUUUAAAAUUAUUACAUAAUAUAUACAUAAUUAAGGUACCUAAUAUCAAUAUGAGAAUGGCAAAAAUAUAUCACAUGGAUUCGAUUUGAUUCAGAGCAGCUAUAACGACUAACGACGAUGUAUAAUGUAGGUACAGGGAACCGUCUUGUUUUAAAUUUAUUCAUCUUUUAUACUGUAAAUAAUGUAAAUAAAAUUAUGUUUGAAUCAUUGUAUUCAUUUCAAAACGUGUUUAAUACAAUUAAGUAAAUGAUAUCUUUCACAAUCAUUAACAUUAUCAUUGAUCAAUUAAUAAUAAGUAUCAUAAAUAAUGAUUUAGAUAAACUAUAUCAAUUUUCGAAUUCAUUCACAUGUAUUGACUCAAUAAUUAAUAUAUUGAACUGGAUGAACCAAUAUUGCAUAGUUUUUGAAUUGUGAAUAUAAAAUGAGGUUUAAAAUACGGUUAUAUUAGAUAAAUCAUUUUUGGUUCAUUUUCCCUAGCUCUACGAAUUUAUGUGAAUUUUAAUUAUUUUGUCUCUUUUAUUCGCUGUUAUAAUAGAAAAUAAUAUACCCACCUAAAUCAUUUUUUGUUUUAUUAUGUAUAGAGAGUUACGUCCACAAAUCGUAUGGAGGAAUUGCGACAUGUGUUACAAUUGGAACGGAUGCAGGCACGACACGACGACGAAAUACGUCGGAAGUUUGAUGAGUGCCAAGCCAAAGAACGCAGAGCGUUUCAAAAUCAUUUAGACAAAAUGGCGACACGCAUGAGAGAACUCGCUGCAAAAAGGUUAGCGAUACCCUCUAAGAUAUUAACAUAGUCGAACAAACGAAAAUUGAUUAACAUUAAAAGGAGCAGACGGAAAAUGAAUAAUUAUUAUACAUGCAAUCCGAGUAUUGUAUAAUACGAGUAGAUGUUGAGACUGAUGUACCCAGAGUCAUUUAGCGCUAACGGGGAUAUAAUUUUAAGCACCCUUUCUUAAGGACUUACUUGGGAAUGAUUUGGGCGCUAACUUCCUUCAAAUUCGUUUUUGUUUUUAUUUACAAUUUUAUUAGAUUCAUGUUAUAAUUUCAACAUUUUACUUCCAUCAAAUAAUAUUCUUCAUUAGUCCUAAAUUUGUCUAUGUACCUCUACACAAAUACCAUGCGUUAUAAGGUUGCACUUUUAAUUAUCAAACAAUAUUCACACUCUAAGCAAAGUGUUUGAAAAUAAAACAACUAACAAGUGAUUUAAUAAUAUAAUGAUAUUUUUAAUUUUAUUUCGAGUUUUACAUUGAGCUGAGUGUCCAAUUAUUUUAAAAACUUAAGCGUCCCGGCUUAUUUUUCACUAGCGUUUUAACAUCAAAUUUUGACGAAAAUCUUAAACAUUUUAAAAUACCUACGGUAUUUCAAAAUAUGUCUUACUGAAUUCCGCUAUGAAUUGUUUUAGUUAGCAAUGGUUUAACUUUGUUUACACGUAUAAAUUAAAAAAGUUUAUAUAUCCCAUCUUUCCAACUUUCCACCUUCAAUAGUGGCUGCACACGUUCCCAGUAUCAGCUCUUAUUUUUUUUUGUAGUGUUCACAUUGUAAAAUAUUAUUCAUUACUCAUUAGGUACAAGUCGUUGUCUAAUUUUAAUAGUUUAUACAUUAGAUAUAAUAAUUUAGAGCUAACAGUAUUUAAAUAUGAUUUUAUUAGUUUACAAAGGGAACAACACAUGGGUCAAGUUCACAGAGUUGCUAGAGAACUGGAAGACGGAAUGCAAAGAUGGCAAGAUCGUGUUAUGUUAAUGCAAUACGAACAAUUGAGGAGAGCAAAAGAAAAUGCAGCACUGUACACGGACAACAAAAAACUUAGAGCUGAGAUCGACAAUAAACGGAGAGUAUUAGAACAUUCUGCUAAAAUACAAAGGUGAAGAACAUUUAUAAAAUAGUCUUUAUUUGUUAUUAAUACUUACAAAUACCUAUAAUAUAUUAAUAAUUUCUUGAAAUUUAUAUUAUGGAAGGCAUUCUAUCUUGUGUAUAAAUAAAUAAAUCUAAUAAUUUACUUAUAAUUUCCAAAGGAUUAAAAAAAAAAACAAAAACGAAAAUGUGGGUGACGCAUUUUAUAAGUGAGUUCGAAUUAUAGUUUAGAUUUUUUUCUGAUUUUAGCAGAUUUAUUAACGUUUAUUUUUGUCCAUGUUACAGCAAAAAGAAAAUAUUUAAAAUAUUGAAAUCAUUGUUACCAUACAUUUUCCCGUUUUCCAAACGUUUUUUCAGUUUUCCGAAUUAUUAAAACAGUUUAAAAAAUCAAAAAUAUAACAUCUUUAAAAAUCGUUUAUCGUUACGUACAAUUCUAAAUUAAAUAACUAUGUAUUCUACCUUCCAACUUUCUACCUACAAUAGUGACUGCACGUCCUCAAUAUCACCUCUUUUUUAAAAAAUAUAUACAGCAUGUCCCACGAAAAUACAUCCAUUGUGAUAUCUAAACAUAUACAAUUUUUACCGAAAGAUAAAAGUUGAAAUCAAAUAUAAAUAUUUGCUAUCCUUAUAUCUUUGAAUAAAAUUAAAAAAAAAGUCAGAAUUUGAUUAUCUUUAUUAUCUCAGGAGAUAUCGUAAUGGGUACAUACAUAUUUGUGAGACACUCUAUUUAUAUUACUUAUAAGCUAUUUAAUUAAUACUUUAGUAUAUAUAAUAUUCUAUUUUUUUUUUUUUUUAAUAAAUGUUUAAAUAUAAAAUACAUUUUACAGUGUUGUGUAAGAUAAAAUAAUAUAUUUACUAUCAAGGCAAUAUUAUUUAUUUUACAUAUAAAAUAUUUAGGUACCAAACUGUAAGUAUACACGUUUGUAUUUAUAAAUAAAUUUGUUUAUUAGAAGUCUUUCCUAACAUUAUUACGUUAUAGAAUGAGAUUUUAAAAUCUGUCCGAUUUAUCCGAUUUAUCCGGGAAAGUAAACGGGGUGUACAAUACACAUUACGAUAUAAUAUGUAUUCGUAUAAAUUUAACUGAAAUCCAAAAAAUGGCGGGAAUUUUUUCACAAUAUCGGAUAAAUUAUGAUAAUGAACAGUUUUAAGUGAUUUUUGAAGUUUUCGGCGAAAAGUUGGCCGUUGAUGUGAACUUAGCGGCGUUUUUAGAAAAUUGCUUAUAACUAUUUAACAAUUGUCGAACAAAUUGUAAAAACAUUCCAACCAUGUCCAAUAAAUAACCAAAAACAUUGUUAGAUAAGUUUAAUUAAAUUCUGUUACAAGUGUGCCGCUAAGUUCACGGACGUGUGUAAUGUACAAUUUUUUUUUUUAUACGAAUUUUAACACAAAUUUUGACAAAAAUCGUAAAUAUUACGGCCUUUCAAAACACGCAUAACCGAAUUCCGCUCAGAAUCGUUUUUUGUUGGCAAUGAUUAACCGCUGCGAACAUAUGUACAUUAAAUUCCCCUCUAUAUUCUAUACAUUCCCAAUAAUAUAGAUUGUGUUAGAAAUUAAAAUUAAAAUAAUAAAAAUGUAAAAUGUAAUAGGGCAAUCCGGGGUAGAAUGGAGACGCAGGACACAAUGGGGUAACAGAUUUUUUUCCAUAUUUGUAUGAAUUCAAAGUUCAAUUUAGGGAAUGCUAUUUAGUAUUUUGAUUGAUUUACUUAACUAGUAAAUACACAUUAUGAAAUAUUAGAUUAUAUUUGCUCAUAAUAUUUAUUACUUACCUAUAAUGAAAAAUUGGUUGCAUAAACAUUUUUAAAUAACAUGAUUUAGAUAUUUUAUGUUUUAUCUUAUUAUGUGCUCAACAUAAUAUAAUAUACAAUAAUUUACGUAAUAUUAUGUUUUUUUUAAAUAUUUAAUACUAAAUAAUAAGUAUAACCUAUACUUAUUAGGUAAUAUAAAUCUAUAAAAUAUUAUUGAUAUUAAUAAGAAAUGCUAAAAAUAUUUCUAAUACUCACGUGUUUAGGGUGAAAGAAGCAGAAAAAGAACGUUUGCGCAACAUAAAAAAGGAAAUAGAAGCUGAAGAAAAAAAAAUUAAUAGGUUAAAACAGAAAAAAAGUUUAGAAAUCCAAAUGGGUCGAAAACUGGCGUUAAAUACGGCCGAACUAAGAAAGGAAAUUCGGUAUGUAAAAAAAAAGAAUAUACCUACUAUUAUAUCUAACAUUUAAAUUUUUUUUUACGUUUAUGAUUUUACUGAAUUCUAUUUUGUUAAUUUUUUAGACGCAGUACGGAAUUGCAUUUGUGUAAUCAGCGAUAAUAAAAUAUUAGAUAUACCUAUACGUUUAUAUGUUAAUUACAUUUAAUUUGUUAUUCAUUAUAAUUUUAUAAAAUCUAAUAAUCUAUAAUAAUAUUUUUAGAUAUCGCGUAUAUUUUAGAUGUGUCGAAUCAAAUAAUAUCUAUAUUAUUUUAAAUGGGA